CGCCAACGCCGCUGCCCAAGCCGUGGCCGGCUCCGCCUUCCAGGCGCAGGACGGGACACGGCUCGGCUGGCACCUGCCCACCGCUGCAGGGACGCCGAAGGGCCCGGAGCAGCCGCGCGAGCCUCGAUCGGUCGGCUAGGGCGGCGGCGCGAUGUGGAAGCUGCCGGUGGUGCCGCUGCUGAUCAACCUGGGCGGCUCGGUGCUGGGCUGCUGGGCCACGCUGCGCCUGAUCCCCGCCUUCCGCGAGCACUUCCUGGCGGCGCGGCUGUGCGGGGCCGACCUGAACAAGCCCUCCAGGCAGCCCGUCCCCGAGUCGCAGGGCGUGAUCAGCGGCGCCGUCUUCCUGAUCCUCCUCUUCUGCUUCAUCCCGGUGCCCUUCCUGAGCUGCUUCGCCGGGGAGCGCUGCCAGGCCUUCCCGCACCACGAGCUGGUGGCGCUGGUGGGCGCCCUGCUGGCCAUCUGCUGCAUGAUCUUCCUGGGCUUCGCCGACGACGUGCUCAACCUGCGUUGGCGGCACAAGCUGCUUCUGCCCACGGCCGCCUCCCUGCCCCUGCUGAUGGUCUACUUCACCAACUUCGGCAACACCACCAUCGUGGUGCCCAAGCCUUUCCGGGUGCUGCUGGGCGUCUACAUGGACCUGGGGAUAUUCUACUACGUGUACAUGGGCAUGCUAGCUGUCUUCUGCACCAACGCAAUCAACAUUCUGGCUGGGAUUAACGGUCUGGAAGCCGGGCAGUCUCUGGUGAUUGCUGCCUCCAUCAUUGCUUUCAAUAUUGCAGAGCUAACGGGGGAUUGCAAGGAUGACCACGUCUUCUCCCUCUACUUCAUGAUUCCCUUUUUCUUUACCACACUGGGACUGCUCUACCACAACUGGUACCCCUCCCGUGUGUUUGUGGGAGACACCUUCUGCUACUUCGCUGGCAUGACCUUUGCCGUGGUGGGCAUCCUUGGGCACUUCAGCAAGACAAUGCUUCUCUUCUUCAUCCCACAAGUGGCAAACUUCCUCUACUCGCUGCCUCAGCUUUUCCACAUCAUCCCAUGCCCCCGCCAUCGGUUACCCAGAUUCAACACAGACACAGGGAAGCUAGAGAUGAGCUACUCGAGAUUCAAGUCAAAGAACCUCUCUCCUUGGGGAGCAUAUACCCUCAAGGUAGCUGAGAAACUCUGCCUGGUGAAUGUGCGUCAGGGAACAGACAAAGAUGGAGAAUUUACAGAAUGCAAUAACAUGACCCUUAUUAACUUUGUGCUGAAGCUGAUAGGACCAACUCCUGAACAAAACUUGACAGUUCUGCUGCUGCUAAUCCAGCCUGAAUGCUGUCCUGCCCAGGUGGGAAGCCACUGUCUCCGUCGGGAAGAUCAGACCAGCCAAAGGGUCCAACUGUCAGCCUCUUCUAGACGCAGCUUGGAAGCAACAUUUUCCCCUCUGGUGAUCUCAGGCUGCCCAUGGGCCUCUUGCAUCCUUGGGAGGGAAUCCAACGGAGUCAACGCCUGUAGCAACGGGUGAAGCAGGGGACACUCAGCUUCAUAAAUGGUUUCCUUGCCCUUUACUACAGGGAAGGAUCUGAUUUUGGUUUCUUCACUUUGUGCUGAAAAGAACUUCAUGUGUUUGAGAUAUUGCUUUGAAGCCUGUUUAGAACUGCUGUACUAUCACCUUUCCCACAAACUUUGCUGGGUAUAAAUUUGUACUGUGUUUUUCUACA
Molecule: messenger RNA, 1700 nt
Organism: Ahaetulla prasina
Lineage: Eukaryota; Metazoa; Chordata; Lepidosauria; Squamata; Colubridae
Gene: DPAGT1
Product: dolichyl-phosphate N-acetylglucosaminephosphotransferase 1
Exons: 10
Coding region: 152-1504 (450 amino acids)
Biological process (GO): protein N-linked glycosylation; dolichol-linked oligosaccharide biosynthetic process
Cellular component (GO): membrane
Molecular function (GO): UDP-N-acetylglucosamine-dolichyl-phosphate N-acetylglucosaminephosphotransferase activity
Source: RefSeq, a predicted model, not a curated record